AUGUCUGGAGGCAAGAAAAGGGUGCAUAACAGUGACCACUCGGGACACAACAAAAAUAGAAGUGUCAAACGUGGGAGAACUGAGUUGAGAACAGUGACUCGAACUGCUCAAAGACCAAGACGAGAUGGCCCAAAAACAAACCACUCGAUUAACAAAACCGACAAUGGCGGUGCAUUUGAAGCCCAGAGUGAAAGUGAAAAAGAAGAAUUGUCGGAAGAAGAAGAGGAUCUCAGUGGGAAAGCAUACUCUGCAUUGUUGAUGCUACUAAAGUCAAAAAACAAGGACAAAUCCACUUCUGAACCAAAAGAAGAUGAGGUUGUGCAAGAAGAGAGUCAACAGCCAGAUUCGGAAGCAGAUGACGAAGAACUUGCAGGAGAAAACUUUGACGAGGACCACGAAGAAUCAGAUGAUGAUGAUGAAGAAAAUGACGAAGAAGAUUCACCAGCAGAGUUGGCAGCUGACCCAUUUGAAGCCCACUUCAAUCAGCCUAGCGAUGAGUAUUUAGAAAAGGAGGAACAGUUGGUGAUUAAAGAACACAACAAGUGGAAUAUACUGUCAAAAGCAACAUUUGAAGACUUGUCAUUGAGUUCAACAACAUUGACACCUCCAGGGGAAGCCAUAAUCAAUGUAAAUAACAAAACGCCAUCCAACGUUAAAAAGUUCCAUUUAUUGAAAAUGAGGGUCAUGGACGCAUAUAUCAAUGAAUUUGGUGAAGAUUUCACCAAAUUGGAUUCUAUUCUACUUCAACCACUCUUGAACUACCAGGAUGUCAACUAUCAAUAUAAAUCAUUCACUAACAAGUCGUAUAGGAAGCUAUAUGCCAUGCAUGCAUUGAACCACAUAUACAAGACCAGAGAUAGAAUUAUCAAAAACACAGCUAAAUUGCACCACGCAUCAGAAGCCAACCAAGAUUUAGAAUUGAGAGACCAAGGCUUUACUCGACCAAAAGUAUUGAUUCUUUUACCAUCAAGAGAAGCGUGCCACACAUUAGUUGAAUUGUUGAUCAAACUAUCAGGCACAACACAACAGGAAAAUAAAAAGAGGUUCACGGCUCAAUUCCACGCAAAAGAUGUAGCAAGAAGCAACAAACCGCAGGACUUUCAGGAUGCAUUGAAGGGAAACAACAAUGAUUAUUUUUGCAUUGGGUUGAAAUUAACUCGUAAGUCGUUGAAGUUGUAUUCGUCGUUCUACUCCUCAGACAUCAUAAUUGCAUCUCCGCUUGGAUUGUCAAUGAUUUUGGAGAACCCAGAUAAAAAGAAACGUCAGUAUGACUUUAUCUCUUCGAUUGAAGUGCUUAUUGUCGAUAGAGCUAACCAAAUUGAGAUGCAAAACUGGGACCACGUAAACACAAUUAUGAAAUACAUAAACAAAGUUCCAAAAGAUUUCCACGAUGCUGAUUUUAGCAGGAUUAGAAUGUGGAGCAUAAAUGAUCAGGCCAAGUUAUUGAGGCAAACGUUGGUGUUUUGUGAGUACUUGACUCCGUCAAUUAAUAACCUUGUUUCGUCAAAGUCUUAUAACCUACUGGGUAAAAUCAAAUUCAAGCCAAUCACCACGUCAGACAACAGUAUCAUGAACUCCAUUGGUGUUAAGAUUAAGCAAAUUUUCCAAAGAUUUCCUAGCGAGUCGCCAACAAAUGAUCCUGAUGCAAGGUUCAAGUUUUUCAUCAAUUCAAUACUCCCCAAUUUGUUAAAGACGACAUCUUACGAUGAUGGUAUUAUGAUCUACAUCCCAUCCUACUUUGAUUACCUCCGUAUUAAGGAUUAUUUCAAAACAUCCACCAAGUUCAACUUUGGCGCCAUUGACGAAUACAGUUCCCAGUCCAAAUUGACGAGAACACGACAUGAAUUCGCCACUGGCAAAAUCAAAAUCAUGUUGUAUACAGAGAGAUUACAUUAUUUCAGAAGAUAUGAAAUCAGUGGAGUCAAAAAUAUAAUCAUGUAUGCACCACCAACAAAUCCUAUAUUUUAUAAAGAAUUGAUUCGUUUUAUUGCUAAAUCGGUAUUUAAAGAUGAAUGUGAUUUGAAUUUGGUAACAGUUAAGAUCCUUUACUCAAAGUGGGAUGCAACCGCGUUGGAUAGAAUUGUGGGUAAUGAACGUGCACCAAUUCUUUGUCAUUCAAGAAAUGAAAUGUAUGAAUUUAGAUAG
This is a messenger RNA of Lodderomyces margitis, 2145 nucleotides long. RefSeq names its product rRNA-binding ribosome biosynthesis protein. Lineage: Eukaryota; Fungi; Ascomycota; Pichiomycetes; Serinales; Debaryomycetaceae. Gene Ontology annotation, molecular function: U3 snoRNA binding; rRNA binding. Gene Ontology annotation, cellular component: small-subunit processome; nucleolus. The transcript has a single exon. The record is from RefSeq and is a predicted model, not a curated record. Gene Ontology annotation, biological process: maturation of SSU-rRNA from tricistronic rRNA transcript (SSU-rRNA, 5.8S rRNA, LSU-rRNA). Bases 1 to 2145 code for a protein of 714 amino acids.